AUGGCUGAAGUUGAAACUGUCAUAAAGUGUGUCAGAUCUUCUGAUGAAAACUCAUCACCUGUUUUAGAAGAGGCUUUUGAGACGAUGCAAAGUCAUAAAAUCAAAACGGAAUGGAUAAGUCAAGAGAAAUGUAUGGAAUAUCAAGAGAAAGCCAGGAAUAUUUGUUUUAUUUUUGAUCCAUUUGAAGGAGAAGCCUUUGCUCAUUUAUCAACUUUAGGAUUCAGAAUAAUUGGACCUCAGUGUAUUUUAUCCAAUUUGCUCAUGAAAAUGGAAAUACCUAAAAGAAGAAGUCCAAUUUAUAAUCUGGCAAUGAAAGAUCUGAAGAUAAGUUGUAGUAACAUUGAUAAAGAUCAAAGGGCUAAGAUAUAUGAUAAGAUAGAGUUAAUGGGUGGAAGUGUUUUUAGAGAUUUUACUGAUGUUGUUACUCAUCUUGUAGCUGGGGAAGUAGGCAGUUAUAAAUAUAGUGUAGCAGCAUCUUUGAAAAAGGAUAUAAUGUCACCAGAAUGGGUUCAAGCAGUUUGGGAGAAAUCACGUUAUAGACAUGUUCAUGCAUCAGAUGAUAUAUUUAGUAAAUAUAGAUGUCCAGUGUUUAAAGGAUUCAAUGUUACUGUAUCGGGUCUAACACAAUCUUUAAGAUUAGAAGUUAAACAUCUGAUAGAAUCGGAAGGAGGAAAGUUUUCUGGUGAAAUGACAAAAGAUUCAUGUACACAUCUUGUUACUAAUGAACCAAAAGGGAGGAAGUAUGCGUUUGCUGUAAAAUGGAAGAUACAUACAGUAACAAUUGACUGGGUAUAUCAGUCUGUUGAGACAGGAUAUUGUCAACCAGAAAAAGAAUACAGUUUAUUGUCUAGUGAUAAUGAUAAGAGUAGCAAAUCAUCUAACUCUACUUCUACACCAACUAAAGAUAUCAGUCGCAUUCAAGAGUCUCAUUUAGGAGAUAUAAGUGAAAUAUCAAAUGCUUCUAUUCUACAUGGUCAUAAUAUGGAAUCAGUGAUAAAUUCUACUCGUUUAUCUUUUAUGCCUGAUGAAACUACAGUUAAUAUAAAUAUAGAUCUUAAUAAAACUAUUAAAGACUUCUUUCUAGAUGGAUUGAAGAUAUAUUUGAGUGGUUUCCGUAAUCCAAUUUUAGAUAAAUUACGUAAAAUUGUCAAUGCUGGUGGAGCAACAAGGUUUAAUAAUAUCAAUGAAAGUGUUACCCAUGUUAUACUUGGUGAACAUAUUGAUUCUGAUAUUAACCUACUAAAAUCAGGAGAAUUUAGACCUUUUGUUGUUUCCUGUAAAUGGCUGGUUGAUUGUUACAAACAAGAAAAACAGCUGGAUGAAAGUGACUAUUUAUGUCUUAAUCUUCCAGUGCCACAAUCUUCUCACUCGCCUCAAGUCAAAAGUAAAACCAAAGCCCGCCAAUCUAAAGAAGGUCAUGACAGCACAUUGGCAGCCGCAGCCGCAGCUUUUGAUGAUGAAAUGGAUAUAUUGAGUCAAUAUUUACCAAAUCAAGAUAAUCAGAAUAAUACAACGCUAUCUAAUAAUGAUGAUACAGCCAGUCAACAAAAUACUACUAUAGCUCAUCAACCUGAUCUCCAGACUACUCAAGAACCAUCUACCUAUGUAGAAGGUAAAAUAUUUUCUGGUAAGAAGUUGAUCUUUCUGGGUUUUGAUAAUGGUGAACAAAAUGAACUUAUAAAGCUAGUGGAAGACAAUGGUGGCAAAAUGAUCCCAGAAAAUAAACGUGUGGUAGCUGAUUAUGGUGUUGUUCCGUUACUUGGGUUUCCUGUUACUGUUUCUGUUACUGAAGUUGUUACUUAUGCAUGGGUGCAAAUGUGUUUAGAAGAAGAGAGAUUACUGGAUACAGAAUCUAAUACAUUAUUUAAACCUCUAGAUAUAACUGAUAGUAAACCAUUACAGGGCUGUGUCUUGUCUGUUAGUGGGUAUGCUGGUGUAGAGAGAUCAUGUAUAAUAGAUAUUGCUGAUAUGAUAGGAGCCAAAUGUCAAGAUUUCUUUGUAAGACGCCCUCAGAAAGGUUAUGAUGCCUGUAGUCAUUUAAUAGUCAAUGAACCAGGAGGUCCCAAAUAUAAUGCUGCUAAUAAAUGGAAGGUUCCUGCUUUAUCAAAAGAGUGGAUUUAUGCAUGUGCAACAACUGGUAAACGUCUUCCAGAAGAAAAUUUCUUAAUCGAUGAUUUGUGGAAUAAAAAUUCAGCUGAAAUUUCAGCUCUCAUUUCUGAACCACAACCGAAAACUGUGAAAGAAGCUCAAAAUCCUAAUGCAGCUCCUAAAACUUCUGAAAAUCCAGAUCUUCCUAAUGGUGAUGUUGAGUCUAGUUCUUCCAAGGUUACAGUUCAACUUGCCAUGAAUAAUCGUGCCUUACAAGAUAAUCAGCUGACCAAUACGCAUCAAAAUGAGAAGAGGAAAUCGAAUACGCCUUUAUCAUUAAAACCUAAACACAGUCGAAUUCAGGAAUUAAAGACACCAAGUGGAACCCCUGGUAUAGCUGGUUCACAUGGUACACCACAGAUGGACACACCUAGUAAAUUUGCCAAUUCUGGAGUUGAUUUUAUACCGAAAUUUGAACUGGAUGAUAUCAUGAAAUCUCUAGAGUCACCACCUACUAAAAGAAGAGACAGUUUUGAUGUAAAUGGUAUGAUAGAGAAAGCUCUAGAAUUAGGAUCACUACCAGGAGAGAGCUGUGCUAGUCGAUCAGAAACAUUCAGAUCAGUGUCUAGCCGACCACUAUAUAGUGUAACUAUUUAUGUUAGUAAGAAGGUAGCAGCUAAUGUAUCACAGUACCAUGAUAUAGUCUCAGAUUUAGGUGGGGAAUAUCAAUGGAAAUACACACCUAGUUGUACUCAUGUUAUAUUCCAGGGUAGAGCUAAUGAUACGAAUAAAGAGUUCCGUACAGCUAGAGAUGAUAAGAAAUGUGUGGUCUCUUCACAUUGGUUGUUUGCUUGUCAAGAACAACAGACUAGAGUUGAUGAGACAUUAUAUCCUCACAAUUAUAAUCCUAAAUUAUGUUUGAAUGUGAAGUCAACACCAGGACGUAUUAAAUCAACACCGAAGCAGACGCCAGUGCGUAGCAGUCGCGCACGGUCCACUAAGACUACCAACUCCCAAGUUAAAACUGUAGAUCUCUCUCCAAAAAACAUUCCUCGAUUAAACUUUAAAACAUCUAGUGCAGCUAGCACGGACAAUAAAAGCUCUAGUGAUAGCGAUACUGCAAAACAUCCUCGAAAUAGACUCCGGACUAAAAAGUCAUCGAGUGAAAGUGAGGAUAAACAGAGUGAAGGAGGAAGGAAUAAAAGUUCAGAUAGAGAGAAUGAGAAAAUGAAUAAAGGAUCUUCAACUAGUGGAAGUGAGAAGGAAAACAAAGAAGAAAAGAAUGAAGCUGUAAAUGUAGAAGAACAUGAACCAGAACAACAGGAGGUGGUAGAGAUUGAUUCUGGUGGAACUUUAGAAAUGAAAAUAGCUAUAUCAAAACAACUGGAUGAUAUUAUGGCUGCCAAAUCAAAAAAAGCAGGAAGAAGAAAAAGUAGAAAAUUAAAUUCUAGUGGAGGUAAUUUAAGUGCAUCUGGUAGUAAUAUAACAGAGAGUAGACCAUCUUCUAAACAAGAUAACAGAGAUGAGAAGAGAAAAACCAGAUCAACAGGUGGUAUUAAAAAUGAGGAAGAAAUACCAGGUCCAUCAGAAUCACAAAGUGUUUUAGUUACCUGGGAUGAUCCUGUAGGCAGAUUGGAGAAAGAGAAACUAGCAGCUAAAUUAGAACAAGCUUGUAGUCCUACACAGACUCAGAAUACAGAAGAUUAUAUGGCUGAUCUAGAGAUACCAGAAGAUGCUCAGUAUUCAGAAGUUGAAGAUAAUCAUGCUUCUACUGAUGAUGAACAGGUCCAGAAAAAUUCACCAACAGGAAAGAAAAUUCCUACUCCAGAAGCUCCACCAUUAGCUUUUCCAAUAAAGCGUAAACCAGUUGGUAUGAAGUCACCAGUAGAAUUAAUAGAUCACCAUGAUGAACCCCCACAACCACAAUAUGUCUUCUUAUUAUCAGGCAUGUCUGCUGAGGAAGAGUUAUAUGAAUGGGGUGGUGAAGUUAUGAAAUCAUUACAAUGUACAUGUAUUAAUAAUGACUUGUUAUAUUUUAGGAAGAGUUAUAUGAAUGGGGUGGAAGAGUUAUAUGAAUGGGGUGGUGAAGUUAUGAAAUCAUUACAAUGUACAUGUAUUAAUAAUGACUUGUUAUAUUUUAGGAAGAGUUAUAUGAAUGGGGUGGAAGAGUUAUAUGAAUGGGGUGGUGAAGUUAUGAAAUCAUUACAAUGUACAUGUAUUAAUAAUGACUUGUUAUAUUUUAGGAAGAGUUAUAUGAAUGGGGUGGAAGAGUUAUAUGAAUGGGGUGGUGAAGUUAUGAAAUCAUUACAAUGUACAUGUAUUAAUAAUGACUUGUUAUAUUUUAGGAAGAGUUAUAUGAAUGGGGUGGAAGAGUUAUAUGAAUGGGGUGGUGAAGAUAUGAAAUCUAUACAAGGUAUGAGUAAUAACAUGAUUAAAUUGGCGUCGGCUGCAAAUAGAUGGAGACAAGUUGUACAUGAGAUGUCCAAGAACAAGAAGAAUGCAGGAGCAUUUUGUGGAUGGAAAGUUAUACUGUCUACUGAUAAAAAUAAAGAGAGUAACUUUUCUAGAUUAUUGGUAGCUGGUGGUGCUAAAGUGUUAUCACUGAAACCGCCCUAUCCUAGUGAUAUAUCUGCCACACAUGCAUUCCUAGAACUACACAAAGUGCCCUUAAAUCAAAGUGAAUUAGAAACAUUAAUAAUGAAUAAUGUAUUAUGUUUAAAACCUGAAUUUAUACCUGCUCAUCUGACAGAUUCUAAUGUUUCACCUGAUGAAUAUACUCCUACUGAAAUAUCCAGUCUGAAAGCUUGGUAA
This is a messenger RNA of Lottia gigantea (owl limpet), 4899 nucleotides long. RefSeq lists its product as hypothetical. The record is from RefSeq and is a predicted model, not a curated record. Gene Ontology annotation, biological process: mitotic DNA replication checkpoint signaling; DNA replication initiation; mitotic G2 DNA damage checkpoint signaling. The transcript has 42 exons. NCBI's taxonomy places the organism in Eukaryota, Metazoa, Mollusca, Gastropoda, Lottiidae. The coding region runs from base 1 to 4899 and encodes 1632 amino acids.